This is a messenger RNA of Stylonychia lemnae, 957 nucleotides long. The record is from the annotation of a GenBank genome assembly. NCBI's taxonomy places the organism in Eukaryota, Ciliophora, Spirotrichea, Sporadotrichida, Oxytrichidae.
AUGAAAUUUAGAGCUUGGAAUUUUGUAAUGAUUUAAACUCCGGAUCAUGUGAUCUAGAUACCAAUAGCAAGCAUUUGGCCUGCUUGCAAAAUAUCUGUGCAAAUUUAUUCCAGAGAGAAUCAGUAAAAAAUAGUUGAGAGCAGGGAAAUCAUCACAACAGGCUUGCUUAAUUGUGGGAAUUAUGAUACCUAAUCCUUAAAUUGGCAAGAUUACUUGUUCGCUAAAGAAGGAGAUUUUUCUAUAGAAGUAAUUCGUUUAAAAGAUGGGAAUUUGAAAUUUGCUAUUGAUGCUUAGUCUAUUAAUUUCUCAGCCGAAUUUAUUGUUCAUGAUCAAGGUAUAGAAAGCCAAGUGUUUUUUAUGCCACUUUCAGAUGAUAUGCUUCAUUAUUUUACCACAAAAAAGACAUAUGGAAUCUUAACUGAUGGUUCAUAUAAAUAUUAAGACAAAGAGUACUAAUGUAACAGUAGCAAUAAGGAUUGCUUAACAUUAUAUGAUAAUGCCAGAGGUCAUUUACUUUAUGAUACCAAGUGGAUCUGGGCUAUAAUGAAUGCCUAUCUCCCAGAGUAUGAUAUGAUUGUUGCAUUCAACUUUUAAGAUGGCAUUGGUUCUAGUUUCAAUCCUGAUGAUGGUAAUAAGUUCAUGGAGGAUUUUGUGUUAAUUAAUGGGAAGCAUUACAAGAUAGAUUAAGUCUAGAUUGAGUAUGAAGAAAGUAAUAUUAUGCAGCCAUAGACAUUUAGUACAAUUAAGGAUUUGAAUUUGAAAAUAUUUAAAAAUAGAGAGUGCCAAGUAAAAUUUACUCCUCUUGGAGUUGCAGAGGAUGGAAUACAUCUAAUAGUUUAUGGAAUCACUCAAAAUUUAGUUUAUGGACUUUAUUCAGGGUCUUGUAAUAUCGAUGGAUGGAUUAUUUAAUUUAAAGAUUAACUCGGUGUUGUAGAGCAUCUUAAUGCCAGAUGGUGA